Messenger RNA from Scleropages formosus (Asian bonytongue), 714 nucleotides. Its product is annotated as low affinity immunoglobulin gamma Fc region receptor II-like. Lineage: Eukaryota; Metazoa; Chordata; Actinopteri; Osteoglossiformes; Osteoglossidae. Gene Ontology annotation, cellular component: external side of plasma membrane. The transcript is spliced from 3 exons. The record is from RefSeq and is a predicted model, not a curated record. Gene Ontology annotation, molecular function: transmembrane signaling receptor activity. Gene Ontology annotation, biological process: immune response; cell surface receptor signaling pathway. The coding region runs from base 1 to 714 and encodes 237 amino acids.
AUGUCUCCAGCUCUCCCUAAAGCAGUGCUGAGCCUGCACUCUGGAUGGACAGAGAUAUUUUCCUCUGAAAAAGUGACUCUGAGGUGUGAUUUUCAGGGGAGUUCUAGUCAGUGGGACUAUAAAUGGUUCAAAAAUGGACAGGAACUUCCCAAUAGGAACGGAGACACACUCACAAUACACUCUGCUACUCAGUCUGACACUGCUCUCCCUAAAGCAGUGCUGAGCCUGCAGUCUGGAUGGACAGAGAUAUUUCCCUCUGAAAAAGUGACUCUGAGGUGUGAUUUUCAGGGGAGCUCUAGUCAGUGGGACUAUAAAUGGUUCAAAAAUGGACAGGAACUUGUCAAUAGAAAUGGAGACACACUCACAAUACACUCUGCUGCCCAGUCUGACACUGGAAGCACCCCAAGUAUAGCGAUGAGGAAAAAUCCCUCUACUAGAGAAAUCUACACUGGAGAGACAGUGACUCUGAGUUGCACAGUUGAGGGAUCUUCUACAGACUGGCACUAUUGCUGGUACAAAGACACACCGGAAAGUGUUCUGCCCAACACUGAGAGCAGCAGGACUACUGGGUCCAGUUACACCAUCAGCUCUGCUGCUCUGUCCCACGGUGGACAGUACUGGUGUCAAGCUGGAAGAGGGAGUGAUCCGUUCUAUACAAACUUUAGAGAACCCCUAAAUCUGAAAAUAACUGGUAAUUUUUUCACACUGUUUUGA